This is a messenger RNA of Triticum dicoccoides, 2418 nucleotides long. Its product is annotated as histone deacetylase 5-like. Bases 100 to 2178 code for a protein of 692 amino acids. The record is from RefSeq and is a predicted model, not a curated record. Gene Ontology annotation, molecular function: histone deacetylase activity. The transcript is spliced from 12 exons. NCBI's taxonomy places the organism in Eukaryota, Viridiplantae, Streptophyta, Magnoliopsida, Poales, Poaceae. Gene Ontology annotation, biological process: epigenetic regulation of gene expression. Gene Ontology annotation, cellular component: histone deacetylase complex; cytoplasm.
UCGUCUCCCCCAUCUCCGCUCCACCCCAAUUUUCGACCCGUCUCGCCCCUUUGCCCCCCCGUCUCUCCGCCGCCUGCGCUAGGCGAUCGCCGGCGCAGGAUGGCGGCGGCUGGUGCAGCGACGCCGGUGGGCGCAGCGCCCAGGGUGGGGCUGCUGUACGACGAUAGGAUGUGCGCGCACGCGACGCCUGACGGGGAGAAGCACCCGGAGAACCCCGAGCGGCUGCGCGCCAUCCGGCGCAAGCUCGACGCCGAGGGCGUCGCGUCCAGGUGUGUGGACAUGAAGGCAAAGGAGGCCAAAGAAAAAUAUAUAGCCUCUGUCCAUACCCCAAAUCAUAUAAAACUGAUAAGGGAUAUCAGCUCGAAGGAGUAUGAUUACCGUCGAAACAAGACUGCUAGGAAAUUCAAUUCCAUUUACUUCAAUGAGGGCUCCUCAGAGUCUGCUUUCCUUGCAGCUGGUUCUGUCAUCGAGGUUGCUGAGAAGGUUGCGGCAGGUGAGUUGAGUUCUGCUAUCGCUCUUGUCAGGCCUCCAGGCCACCAUGCUGAACAUAAUGAGCCAAUGGGAUUUUGUCUCUUCAACAACGUGGCUAUUGCAGCAAAUUAUCUCUUAAAUGAGAGGCCUGACCUAGGUAUCAACAAGAUAUUAAUCGUCGAUUGGGAUGUUCAUCAUGGAAAUGGCACACAGAAGAUGUUUUAUAGUGACUCUCGUGUAUUGUUCUUUUCAGUGCACAGAUUUGAUUACGGAAGCUUCUACCCUUGUGAAGGGGAUGCAUCUCACUGUUUCAUUGGGGAAGGAGCUGGUGAAGGGUACAACAUUAAUGUGCCCUGGGAGCAUGGUAAAUGUAGUGAUGCAGAUUAUGUUGCUGCAUGGGACCAUGUACUGCUUCCUAUUGCAGAAGCAUUUGAUCCUGAUAUAAUAUUACUGUCUGCUGGGUUUGACGCAGCAAUGGGUGAUCCUCUUGGUGGUUGCUGCAUCACUCCAGAUGGAUAUGCACUGCUACUAACAAAGCUGUUAGGUUUUGCAAAAGGAAGGAUUGUGAUGGCUCUUGAAGGAGGCUAUAACCUUAAGUCCAUAGCAAACUCAGUUUGUGCUUGCACAAAAGUUUUGUUGGGAGAUAACUUCACAUAUAACUCUCCACGGAUGCAACCAUUUGAAUCUACAUGGAGAGUCAUACAAAUGCUGGGACGAAUAGUAGAGAGUAUUAACCCAAUGGUGGAGCCCUUGAAUAAUUCCUCUUUCUUGUUUUCCCCUUUGGGGAAUGAACAGCCGUACGCAUCCUCUGGUUCUGAGUCUGAUGUUGAAGAUGUUAGUGAGCUUCCUGAUGCUAUUUCAUCUGUCAAUGUUACUCAAGUUGUUGAUGAUGUUUUAAGUAAACACAUCACAAUGUUGAAACUUGACGAAGAUAACCUUGUGACGAAGAACACCUCAAGUGAUUCAGUUCAAGCACAAGACGACGGACCUGUUGUGGCGUCUACAAGAAUAUAUGAUCUACCAUUUACUUGGAGAUCAGCAUUGUCAAAAGUUUAUGUUUGGUAUGCCAGCUUUGGUUCAAACAUGUGGAAACCAAGGUUCUUGUGCUACAUUGAAGGGGGGAAGGUUGAUGGUAUGAGUAUAUCAUGCUUUGGUUCACAUGACACAAGCCCACCAAGAGGUACCAUGUGGAAGACUGUGCCUCAUAGAUUGUUUUUUGGGAGAUCUUCUACCCCUUGCUGGGGUACCGGUGGUGUUGCUUUCCUCAACCCUGAGACAAACUACAAUGAUGAGUCAUAUGUCUGCAUGUACAAAAUAACGCUUGAGCAGUUCAAUGAUGUAUUGUUUCAAGAGAACAGGUUAGUGAAGGAUAACAGCGAAGAUGGAAAACUUGAGUCUCCCAGCUCUCCUUUGAUUGGCUUGUCCGAAAUAGAGUCUGUCUCUUCAAACAAAGCUCUUCAUCUUGAACCUAUCAAGGAUAGCUGGUACUCCAAUGUACUUCACCUUGGAGAGGAGGACGGCCUUCCAAUCUUAACUAUGACAUGCCCCUCAACAGCUGUUGCGCAGCACAAAUCUGGCGAGCUGCCAUUAGCUCCUCCAUCUGAGACCUACUCCGCCACUCUGAUCAAGGGACUCGUGGAAGGGAAGCAGCUGGACGCCAACGAGGCCGCCAACUACAUCUCCUCUGCUGCCGCAAGAAGCCUGUGAACUUGUGGAGGCUGCUUCGCCGUGUGUUGUGUACAGCCAGUGGGAAGGAAGGAAUUAAGGGAUUGUGCGUAGUAGGCAUGUAAAAAUGUAGUUUGAUUCGGAACCAGGGGAGCCGUAGAGGCCUCAUUUUGUGCCACCAUUGUAUCUGACUAUGUUCAUCAGUAGGAUCGUUUGGAGUUUGCGCUGGAUUGAUGACUACUCAGAAUAUUAAAUGGAUGAACUAGUUUGAGUAGCACAUAA